AAAAAUUCAAUGACUCUCUCUUUUCGCUGUCCGUCGUCCCACCUUCUUUUUUUCUUUCUUUUCUUUCCCAAUGUUUGCCCAUACACAACCCGUCAUCGAUGUAACCCUGCCACCUCAAAUCGUCGUUCCUGACUUAUACCUUGUCACAGGCCAUGCACUGAUGUUGUGGUUCGAUUACCUUGCCGUUCGCCAUCUACAGCCAAUCAUAGGUGCUAUCCGACUACGCCUUUUCCUCGCCGCCAUACAUAUUUCCAUCCCACUUGUAUUUGCCUGUCCUAGCGAACUCUUGAACAAUACAUUGUUGGGAACACCGUGGUACGCUGCAUCGUACAUUGUAUAUUUUGCUGACAAGAACUUCAGUUUCCGCGAAUCACUUGCAAAUGUUGGCAGUACGUUGCUUGUGUUUCAAGAGAACCAGCAGGCGACAGGAUAUGUUCGAAUUCAGGGCCUGGCCAAGAUAGCCCGCGGUGUGUUCAAAUGGGCCCUGAUGAAAUCCUUGGUGGAUCCAUGGCUUCCACAUGGCUACUCACAAAGACUCUUGGCGAUCCCUUACUGGAGCUGGGAAAGUCUGUGGUUGACCGCUUUAAUUGGAUUCAAGGUGUAUUGCAUCAUGGGGCUAGCUGAUAUUGGCGUUGGUAGUAUCCAGUGCACACUGGGUGUUCCAAUAUAUGACAUAUUCGAUUCACCUAUUUUAGCCCACAGUCCGCGAGACUUUUGGAGGUAACAACAGUUCUUAUAGUUUUAACGCACACGAACGUAUAUACCCCUCCACCUAUUUCAGGCUCGCCGUUUACAUUUAUUAAACCGUUUGUUUUAUCGUUAAAUAGUCGACGUUGGAAUCGCAUCGUUCACAAAAUCUACCAUCAGCAAAUCUUUGCUGCAACAAUCAAAUCAGGCAA
This is a messenger RNA of Zychaea mexicana, 899 nucleotides long. RefSeq lists its product as uncharacterized. The transcript has a single exon. The coding region runs from base 71 to 724 and encodes 217 amino acids. NCBI's taxonomy places the organism in Eukaryota, Fungi, Mucoromycota, Mucoromycetes, Mucorales, Lichtheimiaceae. The record is from RefSeq and is a predicted model, not a curated record.